AUGGGGAAGAACGAGAAAGCAGGGCUAGGAAGAGCACUAGUAAAGCACCACAAUCAAAUGAUUCAACAAUCCAAAGAAAAAGGCCGAUUUUACAAAUCACAACACAGGAAAGUUCUCGAAUCCAUCACUGAUGUAACUGAAAUCGACGCUGUUAUUGGACAAGUCGACGACGGCGACCUUUUGUCCUCUUUCUCUUCCUCCGUCCACCAUCCCGUCCCCAACCUCCACAUCAACCUGGACACGGGGUCUGGAGUGGGUGGUAUGACGCCGGAAGAAAGGAGAGAGCAGCAGAAGAAAGAGGAAGCUUUGCAUGCUAGUAGUCUUCGAGUUCCUCGAAGGCCGCCGUGGAAUGCUGGAAUGUCGGUGGAAGAGCUAGAUGCUAAUGAAAAGCAAGCUUUUUUAAUCUGGCGGCGGAGUCUUGCUAGCCUCGAGGAGAAUGAAAAUCUUGUUCUUACUCCAUUUGAGAAGAACCUGGAUAUUUGGAGACAGCUUUGGCGAGUGCUUGAACGCAGUGAUUUGUUGGUAAUGGUUGUUGAUGCACGAGACCCCUUGUUCUACCGCUGUCCUGAUCUUGAGGCAUAUGCACUGGAGAUUGAUGAACACAAAAGGACAUUACUGCUUGUAAACAAGGCUGAUCUUUUACCUUUUUCAGUCAGGCAGAAAUGGGCAGAUUAUUUUCGUCAUCAUGGGAUUCUAUUUCUAUUCUGGUCAGCUAAAGCUGCUUCUGCAGCUCUUGAGGGAAAGAUACUUAAUGGCCCUUGGAAUGAACAAGCUAGCCUGCAAGAGAUGGAUGACCCCGAUACAAAAAUUUAUGGAAGGGAUGAGCUUUUGGCUCGUUUACAGUCUGAGGCAGAAGCAAUAGUCAGAAUGAGACGCAAAUCAGUCUCUAGUGGCACAGGCCCAUCUAAUGUUCAGUCUUCUGGUGGGUACAUUUCAGGCCAUUCAGCUCCUAAGAAUGUGGUAGUGGGUUUUGUUGGGUAUCCUAAUGUGGGCAAAAGUUCCACAAUCAAUGCUUUGGUGGGCCAGAAGAAAACAGGUGUUACCUCUACUCCAGGGAAGACGAAGCAUUUCCAAACACUCAUAAUUUCUGAGGAGUUGACCUUAUGUGACUGCCCAGGAUUAGUUUUCCCUUCCUUUUCAAGCUCGAGAUAUGAAAUGAUUGCUUCAGGGGUGUUGCCAAUUGAUAGAAUGACAGAGCACAGGCAGGCUGUGCAGGUUGCAGCAAACCGAGUCCCAAGGCAUGUCAUUGAGGAGGUCUACAAAAUAAACCUGCCAAAACCUAAGCCAUACGAGCCUCAGUCUCGAGCUCCUUUGGCAUCAGAAUUAUUGAGGACAUAUUGUGCCUCUCGAGGGCAUGUUGCAUCCAGUGGAUUGCCUGAUGAAACCAGAGCUGCCCGCCAAAUUCUGAAGGAUUACAUCGAUGGGAAGCUAACUCACUAUGAGAUGCCCCCAGGAAUAUCUGAUGAGGAAGGAAGUGUUCAAGAUGAUGAUGCAGGACCCAGCUUGUCUGAAACAAACGAGUCAGAUUCAUCCGAUAUUGAAAACGCUGCAGAUAUUAAUGGCGAAAAUACACUCGCCCUUGAACAUGUGCUGGAUGAUCUUAAUUCAUUUGACAUGGCCAAUGGACUUGCUCCCAAUAAGGUUACUGUUAAGAAGCCAAGUGCCUCAGCGUCAGCAUCACACAAGCAUCACAAAAAGCCUCAGAAGAAAAAGGAUCGAUCGUGGAGGAUUGGAAAUGAUAAUGGGGAUGGAAUGCCAGUUGUCAGAGUCUUCCAGAAACCAGUGAACACAGGUCCUCUCAAUGCUGGGUGA
This is a messenger RNA of Dovyalis caffra, 1812 nucleotides long. NCBI's taxonomy places the organism in Eukaryota, Viridiplantae, Streptophyta, Magnoliopsida, Malpighiales, Salicaceae. The record is from the annotation of a GenBank genome assembly.